This is a messenger RNA of Beta vulgaris subsp. vulgaris (sugar beet), 3101 nucleotides long. Its product is annotated as beta-adaptin-like protein C. NCBI's taxonomy places the organism in Eukaryota, Viridiplantae, Streptophyta, Magnoliopsida, Caryophyllales, Amaranthaceae. The transcript is spliced from 15 exons. The record is from RefSeq and is a predicted model, not a curated record. Gene Ontology annotation, cellular component: clathrin adaptor complex; membrane coat. The coding region runs from base 149 to 2842 and encodes 897 amino acids. Gene Ontology annotation, molecular function: clathrin binding. Gene Ontology annotation, biological process: intracellular protein transport; vesicle-mediated transport.
UCGACAGUUUAGUCAUUAGUCUUCUCUCUUACAGACAUAACAAUAUAACAUCUCCCAUUUCUUAAUUCUCUCUCCUCCUCUUCCUUCAUCGACGCCAUUUUUAAAUCACAGGCGAAAAAUCAAUUGAGAUUCAGACAGAGAGAGAACGAUGAGUGGUCACGAUUCCAAGUACUUCUCCACUACCAAGAAGGGUGAAAUUCCUGAACUCAAAGAAGAGCUCAAUUCUCAGUACAAGGAUAAGAGGAAGGAUGCCGUGAAAAAGGUUAUUGCUGCGAUGACUGUUGGCAAGGACGUAUCAUCAUUGUUCACUGAUGUUGUGAACUGCAUGCAAACGGAAAAUCUGGAGUUGAAGAAGCUAGUAUACUUGUACCUGAUUAAUUAUGCAAAAAGCCAACCAGACCUUGCGAUUCUUGCAGUCAACACAUUUGUUAAGGAUUCACAGGACCCAAAUCCUUUAAUUCGGGCUCUGGCAGUGAGAACAAUGGGUUGCAUUCGUGUUGAUAAAAUUACCGAGUAUUUAUGUGAUCCCCUUCAGAGGUGCCUCAAGGAUGAUGAUCCAUAUGUUCGCAAGACAGCUGCUAUCUGUGUUGCUAAGCUUUUCGAUAUAAAUGCUGAGCUCGUUGAGGAUAGGGGAUUUCUGGAUGGACUGAAAGACUUGAUAUCUGAUAACAACCCAAUGGUAGUAGCAAAUGCUGUAGCAGCUCUUGCUGAGAUUCAGGAAAACAGCGCAAGACCCAUCUUUGAGAUCACAAGUGCCACACUUGCAAAGCUCCUUACUGCCCUCAAUGAAUGCACUGAGUGGGGUCAAGUUUUUAUAUUGGAUGCCCUGUCAAGAUAUAAAGCAGCUGAUGCUCGCGAAGCUGAGAACAUUGUAGAGAGAGUUACUCCACGUCUACAACAUGCUAACUGCGCUGUUGUGCUUUCAGCUGUGAAGAUGAUUCUUCAGCAGAUGGAACUCAUCACUAGUACCGAUAUUGUUCGAAAUCUUUGUAAGAAAAUGGCCCCUCCACUUGUGACCCUUCUUUCUGCAGAACCUGAGAUACAGUAUGUUGCCCUAAGGAAUAUCAAUCUGAUCGUGCAAAAGAGGCCAACUAUUUUGGCCCAUGAAAUUAAGGUAUUUUUCUGCAAGUACAAUGACCCUAUCUAUGUCAAGAUGGAGAAGUUAGAAAUCAUGAUCAAACUUGCUUCAGACAGGAACAUAGAUCAGGUUCUACUGGAGUUUAAGGAGUAUGCCACAGAAGUAGAUGUAGAUUUUGUUAGGAAGGCUGUUCGUGCUAUUGGUCGCUGUGCCAUCAAGUUGGAGAGAGCUGCUGAACGCUGCAUCAGUGUCCUGCUGGAGCUGAUCAAGAUUAAAGUAAAUUACGUUGUUCAGGAGGCAAUUAUAGUCAUCAAAGAUAUAUUUAGAAGAUACCCUAACACCUAUGAGUCCAUCAUUGCAACCCUCUGCGAGAGCUUAGACACUUUAGAUGAACCAGAGGCCAAGGCUUCUAUGAUUUGGAUCAUUGGUGAAUAUGCGGAAAGAAUUGACAAUGCAGAUGAGUUACUUGAGAGCUUCUUGGAAAGUUUCCCUGAAGAGCCUCCGCAAGUUCAAUUGCAACUGCUGACAGCAACCGUCAAGCUUUUCCUAAAGAAGCCAACAGAAGGACCACAACAAAUGAUUCAGGCUGUUUUGAAUAAUGCCACUGUUGAGACCGACAAUCCUGAUUUGCGUGAUCGUGCUUACAUCUAUUGGCGUCUUCUUUCAACUGAUCCUGAGGCAGCUAAAGAUGUUGUGUUAGCAGAGAAACCUGUGAUCACCGAUGAUUCAAACCAGCUUGAUCCUUCUCUUCUUGAUGAACUUCUUGCCAACAUUGCAACUCUAUCAUCCGUGUAUCACAAGCCACCAGAAUCAUUUGUAACUCGUCUUAAGACAGUAUCCCAGAGAACCGAGGAAGAUGAUUAUCCUGAGGGAAGUGAAUCAGGAUAUGGUGAAUCGUCUGCACAUCCUGUCGAGGGUUCUGCUUCGCCUGCUUCAAGCUCAGGAUCCAGGCAGCCAGUGGCUGCCCCACCCGUUGCUGCUCCAGCUCCUGUUCCUGACUUACUUGGUGAUCUGAUAGGCUUGGACAACUCGAAUUCACUUGUCCCAGUUGACCAGCCUGCGCCAGCUGGCCCUCCUUUGCCAAUGCUGCUGCCUGCAGCCAAAGGUCAAGGUUUACAAAUCAGUGCACAACUUACACGUAGAGAUGGACAAGUGUUCUACAGCAUGCUGUUUGAGAACAAUACGGAGUUGGUCCUUGACGGGUUCAUGAUCCAGUUCAAUAAAAACACAUUUGGCCUUGCAGCUAGUGGACCUUUGCAGGUUCCACCAUUGCAACCUGGGACAUCAGCAAGGACUCUUCUCCCCAUGGUUCUGUUUCAAAAUGUAGCUCCUGGUGCUCCAAACACUCUCCUCCAGGUGGCAGUAAAGAACAACCAGCAACCGGUUUGGUACUUCAGUGAUAGGAUUUCAUUGCAUGUGCUCUUCACUGAAGAUGGUAGAAUGGAACGUGCAACCUUUUUGGAGACAUGGAAAUCCCUUCCUGAUUCAAACGAGGUUUUGAGAGAAUUCCCGGGCCUCGUGAUAAACAGUGUGGAAUCGACUCUUGACAAAUUGUCUUCCUCAAACAUGUUCUUUAUAGCAAAGAGGAAAAAUGCAAACCAGGAGGUAUUGUAUCUCUCAGCUAAGAUACCUAAAGGAAUACCAUUUUUGAUCGAACUGACUGCAGCAGUUGGAAUUCCCGGAGUUAAAUGUGCAAUCAAGACACCAAGCCCUGAAAUGGCACCUCUCUUCUUUGAAGCACUGGAACAUUUUCUCCAAAGUUGAAACCAUAUUCAUCCUUGUUAACCCAUUGAAGAUUAUCUGUAUACUCUGUAAGCAUUAUUGCUAGGUUUUCGGGGGUUCCUCUUCUUUUUUUUCUUUUUCUUUUUCUUUUUCUACUCCUGUAUGUCUGUUUUCGUGCUGGUUUCUAAUUAGUAAAAAUCCAGUUUUCCGGCCAAUUUUUGGGGUUUGUAAGGUGAAUUAUAUUUCCUCUGAAGUCUUUUUCAUUCAUAUUAUCAAAGAGUGUAAUUUUAUUGUUCAAGAA